AUGAUUAUUACUGGGGAUGAUGUUGUUGGGAUUACGAAUUUGAAACUUCAAUUGGCUAAACAAUUUGAGAUUAAAUAUUUGGGUACUCUUCAUUACUUUCUAGGAAUUGAGGUUGACUAUUCCCCUCGAGGUUAUCUGCUCUCUCAAUCUAAGUAUAUUGCCACUAUUCUUGCACAAGCGCAUCUCUCUAAUACUCGAACAGUUGGCACUCCUCUUGAACUGAAUACUCGAUGUAACUCAUAUGAUGGUGUCCCUUUGGAAGAUCAUACUCUGUAUCACACUCUUGUUGGCAGCUGGGUGUAUCUUACCAUUACUAGACCCGACAUUGCCUAUGCAGUGCAUGUUGGCACUCAGUUUCAAAGGCUCUUAUUGGAGUUGCGUGCUUACUUUGAUGCUGAUUGGGCUGAUUCUUCCUUUGAUAGAAAAUUUACAGUUUGUUUUUGCAUUUUCCUUGGAGAUUCUCUUAUUUCUUGGAAAAUUAAGAUGCAAGCUGUUGUCUCUCGAUCUUCUACCGAAGCUGAAUAUCGUGUCAUGGCAUCCACUACUGCAGAAAUUGUUUGGUUGCGUUGGCUACUUGAAUUCAUGGGUGUCUCCCUUUCUGCACCUACUCCUAUGUAUUGUGAUAAUAUGAGUGUCAUCCAAAUCACUCGCAACUCAGUCUUUCAUGGGACUACCACCUUGCCCUUUGUGUCCUCCUCCAUGCAGCUUGCUGACUUGUUUACUAAGUCUCAUUCUGCUAGGCGUUUUUGUUUCUUGAUUGGCAAACUCUCGAAGCUUCUUGUUCCUGUUGAUGCAUUGUGA
This is a messenger RNA of Lotus japonicus, 801 nucleotides long. RefSeq lists its product as uncharacterized. The transcript is spliced from 3 exons. The record is from RefSeq and is a predicted model, not a curated record. Bases 1 to 801 code for a protein of 266 amino acids. NCBI's taxonomy places the organism in Eukaryota, Viridiplantae, Streptophyta, Magnoliopsida, Fabales, Fabaceae.